This is a messenger RNA of Caenorhabditis angaria, 1603 nucleotides long. The record is from the annotation of a GenBank genome assembly. Lineage: Eukaryota; Metazoa; Nematoda; Chromadorea; Rhabditida; Rhabditidae.
AUGAUCAGAAAUCCUCGAAGAACCAUCGAUUUUCGCAACAACAGACGUAGUCGAGAUGAACCAACUGUUAGUGGUAGUGAGUUAGCCUAACUAUUUUUGAAAAUUAAAAAACUUGUUGGAAAAAUGCCAUUUUCAGUGUGUCGAAAUUGCCACGGUUGUCACGACAAACAAAAAUGUCCAAAGACCUACAAAACCAUCGAAAUCUGCUCGAAUUGCAACAAAGGUCGACACGAAAUUCAGCAUUGUAGUAGGCCGUUGAGAUAUGUGUCGAAAGCUGGAAAAGACUAUUUCAAACCGUUUGUUUAUGGAAAUGAUGAGAUGUAUGAAGAGCAUGAUGAGAAAAAUGUGAGUUUUUUGGAUUUCGCGCCAAAAAAUUGAGAAAUUCAAAUUUUUUGGCGCGAAAGUUUUGAAUUUCAAAUUUUCCCGCCAAAAAUUUGAUUAAAAAACAUCGAAAAUUCCCAUUCUACACCAAAAUCUACGCAAAAAUGCACAUAUUCAUGAAAAAUGUGCGUUUUUGCGUUUUUUUUGGAUUUCACGGAAAAUUGCAGAAUUUCUGAAUCUGUUUGAAAAGAUUUUCAAAUUUUCGCGCCAAAAAUCCGAAAUUCUCGAUUUUUGGCGGGAAAAAAUUGAAUUUCAAAAAUUUGGAUAAAAAUUCUAUUUUUUGAAUUUCAAAUUUUCCCGCCAAAAAUUUGAUAAAAAACAUCGAAAAUAUCCAUUCUACACCAAAAUCUACGCAAAAAUGCACAGAUUCAUGAAAAAUCUGUGCAUUUCGACUUUUUUAAUCAAAUUUUUGGCGGGAAAAUAUGAAAUUCAAAAAUUUGGUUUAGAAAAUUUAAUUUUUUGAAAUUCAAAUUUUCCCGCCAAAAAUUUGAUUAAAAAACAUUGAAAAUUCCCAUUCUACACCAAAAUCUACGCAAAAAUGCACAGAUUAAUAAAAAAAAUUUGCAUUUUUGCGUUAUGACGUGGCAAACUUCAAAAAUUUUUGAAAAGUCGGGAUUUCGGGAGCCGAAAAAACUCAAUUUAGACUGAAAGUUGAGGUUUUCGAGCUCAAAAUGAUCGUUUGGAGCUGAAAAAUCGGAUUUUUGUGAGGUUUAGACGUUCAAAAUCAUUUUUAGCCCAAAUUUUCAUGAUUUUUCAGAAUUUUUGCGCUCAAAUCUACCCUUUUUGUGAAAUUUGAGCUGAAAUUUACAUUUUAAAGCUGAAAAUAAUGUUGCAGACUGAAAUUUUGUGAUUUUUGUGAACGUUAAACCUUCAAAAUCAUUUCAAGUUCAAAAAAUCAUGAUUUUCAGCUUUUUUGGGCUCAAAAAGCUGAAAAUCAUCAUGUUCCAGAUUAUUGAAUGAACCUUCUGAACUCAAGAUCUUCCCGAAAUCCCGAUUUUUCCAAUAUUUCCCAACUCUGCCACGUCAUAACUCUUUCCAGGUUGUUCCAGUUCAAAAUGUUCAAUUCGACAAACCUGCAGCCAACAAAAAACAAAUCAUUGUUCUGGAACAUUUUCAACGAUUCGAUAGUUUUGGAAAAGUUAUCACAAGUUAUCAGAAAUUCGAAAAAGUCGAGAUUCCGCGAGAAUCGAAUGAGGUGAUUUUUGUUGAAUGCGAUGAUUGA